Messenger RNA from Cooperia oncophora, 954 nucleotides. The record is from the annotation of a GenBank genome assembly. NCBI's taxonomy places the organism in Eukaryota, Metazoa, Nematoda, Chromadorea, Rhabditida, Trichostrongylidae.
AUGAAAGUCAGCUGCCGCCACUACAGUGCACUUCGAACAGGGAGGCGGAAGCUCUGGCAUGUGACGUUCACCCCAUCUGCAACUGCCAACCAGCAGAAGACACCGUCAAUUGCGUCUGUGUCGACCAUAACGUCACUGAAAUCUUCACUGAUGUACGGCGAAGACUCCCAUACGAAGAUCAUGGAUUGCUUUCGAGAGUAUGGCCAACGGCCACACUCUCGAAAGCAAUCCAUGGUCUUCGUAUGGGAAGAUGCUAGAUGGCCACAAGAUGCUACAGUCCGCGCAAUCGUGUCCAGUCUGUCCACGGCAGAACUUCUUCUGACCAUCAAGGAAGACUUCGAUACCACCGAGAAGGAAGUCACAGACACGAUAUGCACGAUCAAGGACUCCACUAUCCAUGGCUGUUAUCACUGUGCACAGGGCGCAGUGGCAACCAUACUGUGUUACAGCGAAAAAGAGUACACGAUGGCAUCGAUAACCUGCGACGACGCCACCUUCACAGUGCCGUGUCAUCCAACAGGAGCAAUCUCGUCGCUCCGAUUCAGCUUUACACGAGCACAGAUACGUCAACAAUGUGUGACUACGUGUGGAACCACCAAAACGAAGUUCGAGCUCACUGGGAUUCUUUAUUGGACCCGAACGCUACGUACGACAGCAGAAAGAGUGAUCGCUGGACAGAGCACGGUCUACGACGAAUUCGUACUGCCAGAUUUAGGACAUAUUCUGGACGUGUUCAUAUCCUGGUACAAGUUUGGAAUCACGGUCGUGGUCAUUGCUCUUCUCAGCAUAGCUAUUGGCUACGUUUUUCUCUGGAGCUUCGGACUACGAAUUGUGCUCCACAUAAUAGUACUGUUGUGGAAGACGAUAUACCGUAGUAUACGGUACUGUGUCGAAGGAGUUUUACGCGUGCUGUUUCGACGACGUCGCCGAACACGCACCAGAAAGGACUUGUGA